Messenger RNA from Ixodes scapularis (black-legged tick), 1617 nucleotides. RefSeq lists its product as uncharacterized. Lineage: Eukaryota; Metazoa; Arthropoda; Arachnida; Ixodida; Ixodidae. Gene Ontology annotation, molecular function: nucleic acid binding; RNA-DNA hybrid ribonuclease activity. The transcript has 2 exons. The record is from RefSeq and is a predicted model, not a curated record. The coding region runs from base 1 to 1617 and encodes 538 amino acids.
AUGUACAACCUCUCUAUCGGAGACCAACCCAUCACCAGGAAAUCUACCAUUCGCAUCCUGGGCAUGUACCUGGACGAAAAUUGCACAGCCAACACAUGGUUCCAGAAAACGACUGGAUCAGUAAAAAAGAUCCUACACGUCCUUCGACGAAUCUCAACACGCACCCGUGGUGUCCGCGAACGCGAGAUGAGGCAAUUCGUGCAGGCAUUUGUCGUCUCACGGCUCCUGUAUGGUCUUCCCUAUCAUCCAGUCAAUCGGACUCAGAUGCUAGCUCUAGAAAGACUUAUCAACGAGGCCAGAAGACUGAUUACUGGCCUUCCCAGGUACACACGCCUAGACGCGCUCAAGAGUUGCGGGGGCAUUAAUGAUCUCAGCGAACUCGUAUACGCGCACUACAACAUCCAGGAGGCACGGCUUCGCACAACACCAGCCGGCCGGUCUAUCCUUGAAAAACUAGGCUACGCCGUGCACGAUCUGCCCGAACUCCCACAACAGACCCCGCCGUGGGAACACAUUGUCCUCACCGACGGGACUCCUCUACCUCAGCGGAUACAGAGCACCGGCAGGCGCCUCUCUCUCAAGAGACGGCACUUAAAGUACUUUCGCUCGCUUGACGAUUGCACCCACGUGAUCUACGUCGAUACAUCCCUGCCAGCUGAUCACAAAUGCGCUGUCUACGCUACGGCGUGGUACAAUUGUAACACAGAAGCACAGGCACGAUACCUGCACACAACGGCUACGCCCCCGCUCAGCACCCAAGCUGAGCUUCAAGCCAUCACGGACUAUGCGCGCGACGCACUUCUUACGGCAAAGGAAGACGCACCAGUCACGCACAUCAUUUAUACUGACUCGCAAGCGGCACACCACAUAUGCUCGGACACCAAAUAUACCGGACCUACCUUACACGAGCUCAAGGUGGCCGUCUCAUCUCUGAGAGCGUCCGGCCAUCAAUUCAUCAUACGAUGGGUCCCUGCCCACUGUGGCAUACCCGGUAAUGAGAAAGCCCACAGACUAGCGCGCGCACACCUCCUCUCCGCGCUGGCCAACCCUGGACCCUCCUCUUCCUCAUCUCUAGGCAACCCCUCACAGGAAAUUGCCAACCCUUGGCACGACUUGCGCUCUACCAAAGCCCAGCGAGCCACCUACCUCUCCAUGGCCGCUAACCCGCUAUCCAUCCCUAAGAUUCCCUCCCAACAUUUCUCUCGUAGGGAAGCCGUCAUGAUUCGGCAAAUUCAGACAGGGACUCUACUGACACCACAUCUCUUACAGCGGUUUCGCGGGAACGACGGCGCGGGACCUUCCACAGCCUCUGGCAUCUGCAAGAACUGCAAUUCUAAGGCAGAACUGGUCCAUCUCAUGUGGUCUUGCCCUUUGUAUAAUAUUCCACGACAACACGCUUUGGACCUCAUCACAAACGCCCCAGUACCCGCAUCCCUGAACGCCUGGGCAUGUCCAGACACCACCAUAUCCUCCAAGCAUGCUCUGGAGCUCUGGGAGGCACUACUCACCUUCAUAAAAGACCCAACUGCGCCUCCAGUGGGGGACCGGCUCCUUUCGGCUACAGCCAAGAGGAUACGGCCUCCCCCUCCCUCGUCGACGAAGGCCUUGAAGCCAUGA